UCACUCACUGAAAUACCAGUAAGAUCCCGAAGAAGGAGCAGUGUCAAGAUGAUCGUCUUAUGGAUUAUAUUGUUUUGUCUUGGCCAAGGAUAUUCUCUGGUUCCAGUGAAAACUGUUCAGGUUGGUGAACCAGCAACUUUAACAUGUGCUAUACCCAAAGAGCUGAGCAGUAGAGGAGUCAAAUGGUACAAACAGAGCGUCGGGGAUAGUCUUAAAUUAAUACUUACACUGAUCAAAUCUACAGCUGAAUAUGAUCCUGGAUUUUCUAGUUUAAGAUUUCGAGUAAAUGACGAUGAGAAUUUUACCAGCUUGACCAUUUUGAAGACAGUUCAGGAGGAUGAGGGACUCUAUCACUGCGUGAACACAGAAUGGAUUGGAACUACAUGGAGUGGAACAUAUUUGUUAGUAAAAGGAAACACUCAGAGGACAUCAAACUUUACAGUCAGUCAGUCACUGAUAGAAUCAAAUCCAGUCCGUCCAGGAGACACAAUGACUCUCCAGUGUUCAGUCUUCUCUGACUAUGAGGACAAGACAUGUCCAGGAGAUCUCAAUGUCCUCUGGUUCAGAGCUGGAUCAGAUAAAUCUCAUCCAAACAUCAUCUACACUCACAAAAACAGACGUAAUGAAUACGAGACAAGAUCUGAGACUCAGCAGAGUUGUGUUUUUCGCUACUCCAAGAACGUCAGCUCCUCUGAUGCUGGGACUUAUUACUGUGCUGUGGCCACAUGUGGGGAGAUAUUAUUUGGAAAUGGAACUACACUGGAUAUUCAAGAAAGCAGCGUGUGGUCACAGAGAGCCAGUACAGUUAUUUUCUUGCUUUGUGCUGUCUUGGUUAUAACUCUGAUCGUUAUAGCUGCCCUCAUCUACACAAUCAAGACAAACAACAGUGAUCACUUCAAAGCUGCUGUUCUGCAGAGAAACUUGAUUGAUCAGAAAAGACAACAGAAUAAGAUCACACAGAUAUUUUCUGCUGUUGUCUUUACCAUGAUGAAAGUUGACAGAAGUAAAAUAAAGGAUGCAAACACAGUGAAGCGGGAGCAGAUCUACAUGGCUGUCAAGGCUUUUGGACUGGAUUAG
Molecule: messenger RNA, 1077 nt
Organism: Archocentrus centrarchus (flier cichlid)
Lineage: Eukaryota; Metazoa; Chordata; Actinopteri; Cichliformes; Cichlidae
Exons: 6
Coding region: 49-1077 (342 amino acids)
Biological process (GO): response to bacterium
Source: RefSeq, a predicted model, not a curated record